This is a messenger RNA of Oppiella nova, 330 nucleotides long. The record is from the annotation of a GenBank genome assembly. Lineage: Eukaryota; Metazoa; Arthropoda; Arachnida; Sarcoptiformes; Oppiidae.
UUUGACUUCUCGUCGUACGCCUAUCGGGGCAUUGAUUUGGGCUAUUAUUUCAGUAGUUGGGGUCAAAAGGAGACCCAAUUUGGUUACGGAGUAUUCCCGGCUGACUCGCAAAUGUUACCCUUUAUUAACGCAUAUAUUGAGGAAAUGACUACAAUUUAUGGCAAUUCUUACGUUGAAAAUGAAAUGAAUUCACGCGAAAGGCUUAUAUUUGAGGCCAAAGUGUUUGCUUUAUAUGCAUUUAUGGUAGAUCUGCUAUUUUGUAUUUACCUGGCUGAUGGUAAUAAGAAACCAGAUGAAAUGAUAAACGCCGAAAAGAGGUUUAAAUGCUAU